Malassezia vespertilionis is the source of this 510-nucleotide messenger RNA. RefSeq names its product Mediator of RNA polymerase II transcription subunit 6 (gene MED6). The transcript has 4 exons. Gene Ontology annotation, molecular function: transcription coactivator activity. Bases 1 to 510 code for a protein of 169 amino acids. Gene Ontology annotation, cellular component: mediator complex; core mediator complex. NCBI's taxonomy places the organism in Eukaryota, Fungi, Basidiomycota, Malasseziomycetes, Malasseziales, Malasseziaceae. Gene Ontology annotation, biological process: regulation of transcription by RNA polymerase II. The record is from RefSeq and is a predicted model, not a curated record.
AUGGCGCAAGCAACGCCGGAGGUGAAUCCAUCGUACCUACAAUGGAAGAACCCCGAGAUGCUUGCGUUCCUGAGUGCGCAGAAAGGUGGCGUUGCACCAGGUACCUCCAUUUUGGAUGCGUCGAACGUGAUGGAGUACUUUAGCACGUCGCCUUUUUACGAUCGUCACAGCAAUAACGAGCAUGUGCGGAUGCAAAGCACUGCAUUGAUAGCCCAGAUCAUGGCGCAAUCGGUGCAGUCGCACGCAGAACUGAUGCAGAGUAUCGCACGGCGGUACCAAGAAGAGCUGCGUAGGCGGUUCACGGGUUUCGAAUUCGCACUUGCACCCGACUUGUAUACCAUUCUGUCCACGCGCUUGCAAUCGAGCAUGAUGGGUCUCAAAAAGACGCUGGAAUUACAGCGCGAGCACCGCUCGACAUUCACGCCGCGCCGUGGAUACUAUGGCCGCUUUCUUGUCGCAGAGGAUGCAGAGCAGGAUGAAAAAGCAACGUCGCCAUCCGAUGCAUCGUAA